GGCACCAUCGAGGAGCACUCCUUCUCCUUUGACGGCGUCUUUGGCCCGGACGCGUCGCAGCCAGAGGUGUACGAGGCGGUGAUGCGGCCGCAGGUGCAGGCGCUGCUGGAGGGGCGCGACACGCUCACCUUUGCGUACGGCAUCACCAACGCGGGCAAGACGUACACCGUGCAGGGCGGCGCCGCCCCCGAGCAGCGCGGCGUGCUUCCGCGCGCGCUCUGCUCCAUCUUU
This is a messenger RNA of Emiliania huxleyi CCMP1516, 231 nucleotides long. RefSeq lists its product as hypothetical. The annotation marks the transcript as partial. The record is from RefSeq and is a predicted model, not a curated record. Gene Ontology annotation, cellular component: kinesin complex; microtubule. The transcript has a single exon. Gene Ontology annotation, molecular function: ATP hydrolysis activity; microtubule binding; ATP binding. Gene Ontology annotation, biological process: microtubule-based movement. NCBI's taxonomy places the organism in Eukaryota, Haptophyta, Isochrysidales, Noelaerhabdaceae.